AUGGGCAGCCCCCGCUCGGCGCUGAGCUGCUUGCUGUUACACUUGCUGGUCCUCUGCCUCCGCGCCCAGGAAGGCCCGGGAGGGGGGCCUGCGCUGGGCAGGGAGCUCGCUUCCCUGUUCCGAGCUGGCCGGGAGUCCCAGGGUGUCUCCCAACAGGUAACUGUUCAGUCCUCACCUAAUUUUACACAGCAUGUGAGGGAGCAGAGCCUGGUGACGGAUCAGCUCAGCCGACGCCUCAUCCGGACCUACCAGCUCUACAGCCGCACCAGCGGGAAGCACGUGCAGGUCCUGGCCAACAAGCGCAUCAACGCCAUGGCAGAAGAUGGGGACCCCUUCGCAAAGCUGAUUGUGGAGACAGAUACCUUUGGGAGCCGGGUUCGAGUGCGAGGGGCCGAGACAGGCUUGUACAUCUGCAUGAACAAGAAGGGGAAGCUAAUUGCCAAGAGCAACGGCAAAGGCAAGGACUGUGUGUUCACGGAGAUAGUCUUGGAGAACAACUACACAGCCCUGCAGAACGCCAAGUACGAGGGCUGGUACAUGGCCUUCACCCGCAAGGGCCGGCCCCGCAAGGGCUCCAAGACGCGGCAGCACCAGCGCGAGGUCCACUUCAUGAAGCGGCUGCCCCGCGGCCACCACACCACUGAACAGAGCCUGCGCUUCGAGUUCCUCAACUACCCGCCCUUCACACGCAGCCUGAGGGGCAGCCAGAGGACUUGGGCCCCUGAGCCCAGGUAGGCCCUGCCCAGCCCUCCCCACAACUCCACCCAGGGAGGAGGAGCAUCAAAGGAGCAACUCCAGCAAGAGGAGGCCUGCUGCUGCUGCUGCUGACGGCUGACCUGGGGGCAGGGGUACUGGGGGAGCCCCAAGUUCUAGUUGUUGAUAAUUGUUUGCUGUUGGGUUUUGUUUUUGUUUGUUGUUUUGUUUUUUAAACAAGAGAGGCUCUAUUUUUGUAUUCCA
Erinaceus europaeus (western European hedgehog) is the source of this 957-nucleotide messenger RNA. RefSeq names its product fibroblast growth factor 8 (gene FGF8). The record is from RefSeq and is a predicted model, not a curated record. The transcript has 6 exons. Lineage: Eukaryota; Metazoa; Chordata; Mammalia; Eulipotyphla; Erinaceidae. Bases 1 to 735 code for a protein of 244 amino acids. Gene Ontology annotation, molecular function: growth factor activity; type 2 fibroblast growth factor receptor binding; type 1 fibroblast growth factor receptor binding. Gene Ontology annotation, biological process: neuron differentiation; regulation of cell migration; heart morphogenesis. Gene Ontology annotation, cellular component: cytoplasm.